Molecule: messenger RNA, 1425 nt
Organism: Miscanthus lutarioriparius
Lineage: Eukaryota; Viridiplantae; Streptophyta; Magnoliopsida; Poales; Poaceae
Source: the annotation of a GenBank genome assembly
AUGGAGCCGCGCAUCGGCAACAGGUUCCGCGUCGGCCGCAAACUGGGGAGCGGCUCCUUUGGGGAGAUCUACCUCGGCACCAACGUGCAGACCAACGAGGAGGUCGCAAUUAAACUGGAAAAUGUUAAGACGAAGCAUCCUCAAUUGCUUUACGAGUCGAAAUUAUACAGAAUACUUCAAGGAGGAACUGGAAUUCCAAAUGUUAAGUGGUUUGGCGUUGAGGGUGAUUACAAUGUUUUGGUUAUGGACUUACUGGGACCAAGCCUUGAAGAUCUUUUUAGCUUUUGUAACAGGAAGCUGUCCCUCAAAACUGUUUUGAUGCUUGCUGAUCAAAUGAUCAAUCGAGUUGAGUUUGUUCAUUCGAAGUCAUUCUUGCAUAGAGAUAUUAAGCCGGACAAUUUUCUCAUGGGUCUUGGGAAAAGGGCAAACCAGGUUUACGUUAUCGAUUUUGGACUUGCAAAGAAGUACAGAGAUACAUCAACACACCAGCACAUUCCAUACAGAGAGAACAAGAACUUGACUGGAACAGCAAGAUAUGCAAGUGUAAAUACCCACCUUGGAAUUGAACAAAGCCGGAGGGAUGACAUGGAAUCUCUUGGAUAUGUACUGAUGUACUUCUUGAGAGGAAGCCUUCCAUGGCAGGGCCUGAAAGCUGGGAACAAGAAACAAAAGUAUGAAAAGAUCAGCGAAAGGAAAAUUGCUACUUCAACUGAGGCCCUCUGUCGUGGAUAUCCAACUGAGUUUGCUUCUUACUUCCAUUACUGUCGCUCACUACGUUUUGAAGAUGCACCAGACUAUCAAUACCUGAAGAGAUUGUUCAGAGACCUUUUUAUUCGGGAAGGCUUUCAGUUUGAUUAUGUUUUUGACUGGACCAUUCUAAAGUACCAACAGGCACAGAUGACCACUGCUCCACCACGUGCAAUUGUUCCACCAGUAGGACAGAGCUCUGGGAUGGCUCCUGUGGCAAAUAACAAUAGACAUUCAGGCACUGAAGAGGGAAGGAGAGGUGGGUGGUCAGAUAUGGACCCAACGCGACGCCAGGCUCCACCACCAGUUAUAAAUGCAGGCAGCCUAGCCAAGCAGAAGUCCCCUGUUCAGCCUGAGACAUCGACAUCCAAAGAUGCUGUGUUCUCCAGUUCGACUUUUUUGGGACGUUCAAGCGGAUCGUCAAGGCGGCCUGCUGUCUCUAGUAGCCGAGAGCCAAGCACUGAAGCGGAGCAAACACGUAGCCGCACCACUGAUGCAAGCCCAGGGGCGUUCCAGAGGUCUGGAGCCCCGCGGUGGAGCCCGCAGAUGCCUGACUCCUCGGACGGCAGGCGCUCGUCUUCCAGCAGGCGCCACUCAUCUAACCCGAAGAACUAUGAGUCUACCAUUAGGGGCAUGCAGGGCCUAAACUUCGACGGCGAUGACAGGGUUCACUAUUAG